UGGCACUCCGUGCGCAUGCGCUCUGGCCGCCGGGAAGGCGGGAGGCUGGCGCGCGGGGAAGAGCCUGCGACCGGAAGUGAAGGCAGUUUCCCUCGUUCGUCCCUGUCGGUGCCGCCAUACACGCUCGCAGUGCUUAGCUCUUCUGUCAGAAACCGGUGUCUUUUCACUCACUGUUCCUCAGUCCUCUCUCUUUCCCCUGUUCUGGGAGCACUCAUCCGAGCCACCCGCCCUUCUCCCCUGCCGGCCUAGUUAUGGCGGAGAACGAUGUUGACAAUGAACUCUUGGACUAUGAAGAUGAUGAGGUGGAGACGGCAGCCGGGGGAGACGGGGCCGAAGCCCCUGCCAAGAAGGAUGUCAAGGGCUCCUACGUCUCCAUCCACAGCUCUGGCUUUCGUGACUUCCUGCUCAAGCCGGAGUUGCUUCGAGCCAUUGUCGACUGUGGCUUUGAGCAUCCAUCCGAAGUCCAGCACGAAUGCAUCCCUCAGGCCAUUCUGGGGAUGGAUGUCCUGUGCCAGGCCAAGUCAGGCAUGGGAAAGACGGCAGUGUUUGUCUUGGCCACACUGCAGCAGCUGGAGCCGGUUACUGGACAGGUGUCUGUCCUGGUGAUGUGUCACACUAGGGAGUUGGCUUUUCAGAUCAGCAAGGAAUAUGAACGCUUCUCAAAAUACAUGCCGAAUGUUAAGGUGGCGGUGUUUUUUGGUGGUCUGUCUAUCAAGAAGGAUGAAGAGGUGCUGAAGAAGAACUGCCCGCACAUCGUCGUUGGGACUCCUGGCCGCAUCCUAGCCCUAGCUCGGAAUAAGAGCCUCAACCUCAAACACAUUAAACACUUUAUCUUGGAUGAAUGUGACAAGAUGCUUGAACAGCUCGACAUGCGUCGGGAUGUCCAGGAAAUUUUUCGCAUGACCCCCCACGAGAAGCAGGUCAUGAUGUUCAGUGCUACCUUGAGCAAAGAGAUCCGGCCAGUCUGCCGCAAGUUCAUGCAAGAUCCGAUGGAGAUCUUCGUGGAUGAUGAGACGAAGUUGACGCUGCACGGGUUGCAGCAGUACUACGUGAAACUGAAGGACAACGAGAAGAACCGGAAGCUCUUUGACCUUCUAGAUGUCCUUGAGUUCAACCAGGUGGUGAUCUUUGUGAAGUCCGUGCAGCGCUGCAUCGCCCUGGCCCAGCUCCUCGUGGAACAGAACUUCCCAGCCAUUGCCAUCCACCGUGGGAUGCCCCAGGAGGAGAGGCUCUCUCGGUAUCAGCAGUUCAAAGAUUUCCAGCGGCGAAUUCUUGUAGCUACCAACCUGUUUGGCCGUGGCAUGGAUAUCGAGCGAGUGAACAUUGCCUUCAAUUAUGACAUGCCGGAGGACUCCGACACCUACCUGCACCGGGUGGCCAGAGCAGGCCGGUUUGGCACCAAGGGCUUGGCCAUCACGUUUGUGUCAGACGAGAACGACGCCAAGAUUCUCAAUGAUGUGCAAGACCGAUUUGAGGUCAACAUCAGUGAGCUGCCCGACGAGAUUGACAUCUCCUCCUACAUUGAACAGACGCGGUAGAGGAAUCACCCAUUCCGGAAUGGCAGUCUGUGACUUAGGACAGCAGGGGUGGGGUGAGGAGAUGCUGCUGCCUCUGCCCCUGCAGCCCCACUGCCCCGCUUCCUCCUGUGUCCCCACCACUGUGUCCCCACCACUCCCGAACCUGCUCCUGACAUACCAGAACUUUUUUUAACAAAACUAAGAAUGAAACACAAAUGCGUC
This is a messenger RNA of Nannospalax galili (Upper Galilee mountains blind mole rat), 1739 nucleotides long. It is a transcript of the gene Ddx39b, whose product is annotated as DExD-box helicase 39B. Gene Ontology annotation, biological process: mRNA export from nucleus; mRNA splicing, via spliceosome. Bases 252 to 1538 code for a protein of 428 amino acids. The transcript has 11 exons. Gene Ontology annotation, molecular function: RNA binding; RNA helicase activity; ATP binding. The record is from RefSeq and is a predicted model, not a curated record. NCBI's taxonomy places the organism in Eukaryota, Metazoa, Chordata, Mammalia, Rodentia, Spalacidae.